GCUUGGUUAUAAAGCCCGGUGGGGGCUCGAUUCACGUUGAUUUCUUCUCUCCAAAGACCGGCCUCGACGGAUUCUCACUCUUUUCUCUUUUUGUGAUUUUUUUUUGGGCUUUUCCCAAACCCCAUUCUAUCUUUUUCGUUGCCACUGUCAGUCAAGGAUCGACUAGGUUGUGGAUCCAGCUUUUCCAUCUACGGAACUGGUCCUGGUCGUUUCCUUCUUCCGGUGCCGUUGCUGGUAACGCCACUCACCUCAGUACUUCAAACUACUUUAUCUGAUCGGAUCGGAAUACAACUCCAUACGUACACCGGUUAUUGUUGAUAUCAAUCGCUUCUUUGCGCUCGGUCUGUCCUUCUUUGGGGUUCCGCAGUCGAACUUGACUCUCUUUCUCACCCACAAAACCACUCUCUACUACACCCAUCUGCGGAACAAUGAAUUCAUCCAGAGCCGCAGUCCAGAUGACGAUGCCUUUGCGGUGUCUGUCGAGGAACCUGGUCACGCGCACUACCGCCUCAUCAUCUUCAUCGAUAGCUCCGCUGCUUCUGGCCGGGAGUAAAACCUCCCUCCCGGCUAGAUGUCUCCCGUCGUCGGGAAGCAGUACUCCAGCAUUCGUCCGACAUAGUUCGCAUUCCCCGCUGGGCGGCACGCCGGCUAAUCCUCGCAAGAAAGUGACGAUACAGAAUUUGCGCAGUCUGUAUCGGAAAGGCGAGCCGAUCACCAUGCUAACGGCACAUGACUUCCCCAGUGCCCAUGUCGCCGAGGCGGCCGGCAUGGAGAUGGUGCUGGUCGGAGACAGCUUGGCAAUGGUGGCACUGGGGAUGGAGGAUACGAGUGAGGUCGUGAUGGAGGAGAUGUUGUUGCAUUGUCGGAGCGUGGCGAGAGCGGCGAAGAGUUCGUUCACGGUUAGUGACCUCCCUAUGGGCUCCUAUGAAGUGUCACCGGAGCAGGCCCUUCAAUCGGCCAUCCGCAUCGUCAAGGAGGGUCGCGUGCAGGCCGUGAAGCUGGAGGGAGGCGCCGAAAUGGCCCCUACUAUCAAGCGAAUCACGCAGGCGGGGAUCCCCGUCGUCGGCCACAUCGGGUUGACGCCGCAGCGCCAGAACGCUCUGGGAGGGUUCAGAGUCCAGGGCAAGUCGACCGCGGGGGCAUUGAGUCUGUUGAAGGAUGCCCAGGCUGUGCAGGAGGCCGGUGCAUUCAUGAUGGUUCUUGAAGCCGUGCCCGCCGAGAUUGCCGCCAUUGUCACGAAGAAGCUGAGCAUUCCGACCAUUGGCAUCGGCGCUGGUAAUGGAUGUUCCGGGCAGGUCCUCGUGCAGAUUGACAUGACCGGUAACUUCCCGCCGGGUCGAUUUCUCCCUAGAUUCGUGAAGAAAUAUGCCGAUGUUUGGGGCGAGGCCAUCAAGGGGAUUCAGCAGUAUCGGGAAGAGGUCAAGAGUCGCGCGUAUCCUUCGGAAGAAUACACCUAUCCUAUUCCCAAAGAAGAGUUGGCGGAGUUUGAAAGAAUCGUUGGUAAAUCGGAGGACUAAAGAGUCUUCGCAAUUUGUGUUUCAUCAUUUGCUACAUGUUAUUUUUCCGCAUCCUGUCUGGCAUGGUGGUUUUCGUGAUACCUCAUAUUUCAUAGCUCGUGUCCCAUGUCUCAUAUCUGUUAGAAAGUGAUAGAAGCCAGCUGGCUGCUCUCUACGCUGACCCCUGCAUAAGUGUCCUUUUGGCGCCAUGGGACCGUCACCUCCCAUUCAACCAAACGCAGGGGUCAUGGAGUACGACACGAUCAAUUGGUCAUCCGUCUUGAAACA
This is a messenger RNA of Aspergillus steynii IBT 23096, 1784 nucleotides long. Its product is annotated as 3-methyl-2-oxobutanoate hydroxymethyltransferase ECM31. The record is from RefSeq and is a predicted model, not a curated record. Gene Ontology annotation, cellular component: mitochondrion. Gene Ontology annotation, biological process: pantothenate biosynthetic process. Gene Ontology annotation, molecular function: magnesium ion binding; 3-methyl-2-oxobutanoate hydroxymethyltransferase activity. Bases 429 to 1517 code for a protein of 362 amino acids. Lineage: Eukaryota; Fungi; Ascomycota; Eurotiomycetes; Eurotiales; Aspergillaceae. The transcript is spliced from 3 exons.